AUGUCCUCAGCAGUCAUUGUUCCAGGUAUGAAGCUGAUCCUUUACGACAAAGCUUUGACUGAAAUGGUGGGACGUGAGAUCCCUCCCAAUGAGCCGGUUCUGCUUCUGGAUGCCUGGGAUACUGUCAUCCUGGGCCCCGCUGAGGAGUUUGCGGAGAAGUUACAUGCCAGUAACAUCCUGGCGGAUGGGGCCGUGCUGUGUGGUGCUGAUCGCAUUUGUGCCCCAGAUUACAAGAUGGCACCCAAGAUGGAGCGCCAUUUUCCUGGCAUUCAAACUCCGUGGAAGUAUCCCAACUCAGGAUGUAUGGUUGGCACCGCUGCCGCCAUGAGGGCUUUCAUUCACGGCCUUGUUCACGGGACAGAUGGAGGCUCUUACACAGAUCAGGAUGACGAUCAGCUGAGAGUCCAGCAGUUCCUCCUUGCCUGGCAAGAGCAGGGGGUCCGUUACCCUUUUCAGCUAGACACGGAAUGCUACAUUUUUCAGAACAUGGGGGAGCCGGAAUGUGGCUGGGAGUUUGAGAAGGACCUGCCACAAGCUCCGCGCAUCCGAAAUCUCACCACUGGACACCGGCCUUUAGUCGCCCACGGAUGCGGUGGCCAUGGCCGAUGGUUCCUGUCAGACAUCUACAGGGAGUUAGAUCUGCUGGACUUUCUUGACAUCUCGCCAGAAAAACUGGAAGGCGUGGCUUAUGCAGGUCUGGUGCCCCCUGGCGAGGAGAUGAGGGAGGAGUAUUGGGUGGACCAACCACCAUGGGAAUUUCCUUUUCAGGCGUUUGAGGUUAUCCGCGGCGUGGCUAUCCGUGAGGAGCAGGAAAAGAUGCAACGCCUUUCGGAAGGAUCAUCCUGA
Symbiodinium pilosum is the source of this 846-nucleotide messenger RNA. Lineage: Eukaryota; Dinophyceae; Suessiales; Symbiodiniaceae. The record is from the annotation of a GenBank genome assembly.